AUCUACUCGACCUCAUCAGAUCUCUUGCUGUUACAGCUCUCACACCUCGACCUCAACCCUCCUCCUCACUACCACCACCACCACCACAACCACCACCUUCCUUCCAUCUAACAAUGUCCGCCCCCGUCGAGGAGACCAAGCCCGUCGUUGUUGCCGCCGAGGCCCCUACCGCCGUCGUGGCCCCCGUUGAGGUUGCCGAGGCCAAGCCCGAGGUUGCCGCUCCCCCCGUCGUCGAGGCCGCUCCCGAGGCCCCUGCUGCUGCCCCUGCCACUGAGGCUGCUGCCCCCGCCGUCGAGGCUCCUGCCGCUGAGGCCACCGAGGCUGCCAAGCCCGCUGAGGAGUCCGCCGCCGCUGUCGUCGCGGCCGAGGACAAGCCCGCUGCCGAGGACAAGGUUGAGAAGAAGAAGGUCAAGGCGGACAAGCCCUCGUUCUUCUCCAAGCUCCUCCACAACUUCAAGGACAAGAAGGAGAAGAAGCCCGCCCCUGCCACCAAGGCUGUGGACGCUGCUCCUGCCGAGCCCGCCGCCGAGGCUCCCAAGCCCGAGGAGGCCCCUGUCCCCGUUGUUGAGGCGCCCAAGGUCGAGGAGGCUGCUCCUGCCGCCCCGGAGCCCGUUGUCCCUGCCCCCGCUGAGCCCGUGGCUGUCCCUGCCGCUCAGCCUGCCGCCGCCGCCGUCGAGGCCCCCAAGGAGGCUGAGGUCAAGCCCGUCGAGGGCUCUUCUCCCGAGAAGGAGGCCGCCGCCAAGGCUCUGAAGGCUGGUCGCCGUCUCUCGGCUCGCUUCACCGGCUUCUUCAAGCCCAAGGAGCACCACAAGAAGGAGACCUCGCCCGCCAAGGAGGAGGCGCCCAAGGAGGAGAUCGCCCCUGCUGCCCCCGUCACCGAGGACGCCCCGAAGAUUGAGGAGCCCACUCCCGCGGAGCCCAUCCAGAUCGAGGCCCCUAAGCCGGCCGCACCACCCGCUGCGCCUGCUGUCGCCGCCGCGGCUUAGAGUUAUGAUUGAGCGAGUUUGGACCUGUGUAUAAAUGCCUUAAAAUCUCUUCACCUUAAUACACCCACAUAGGGGUGUCCGUAUUCGCCAUCACCCUCCACUCCCCUACCGCAACUUGACGCACGCACCGUGGCCCUUGCUUCUCGUUGCCUUGGCAGCGUGGAAUACUAGUCACCUAAUAGCCCCAUGCAUGAGUGUUUUAUGAGGA
Messenger RNA from Cutaneotrichosporon oleaginosum, 1194 nucleotides. Lineage: Eukaryota; Fungi; Basidiomycota; Tremellomycetes; Trichosporonales; Trichosporonaceae. The record is from RefSeq and is a predicted model, not a curated record.